Molecule: messenger RNA, 2526 nt
Organism: Peronospora belbahrii
Lineage: Eukaryota; Oomycota; Peronosporomycetes; Peronosporales; Peronosporaceae
Source: the annotation of a GenBank genome assembly
AUGCAGCGAUUUACUUGGUGUAAGCGCAGCGAGGAGCUCAAUUGGCAGCUCCUAAGCGCCUGUAACUUGUCUGAUGUCCUUCAUAAAGGUGAUCCCGCUGUGUUGGAGCCGUAUGCACUGCACGUGACGUUUGCUCGUCUGCCUGCAUGUGUAAAAGCCUCACGGACUCGCGACGCUUGGUUCCUCGUGCACGUUCUACAGCUAUCAAUGGAAUAUCUGCUCUCUAUGCGUGCUAAAGACGGCAAUGUGUUGAAACAUCUGAGUAAAGAGCUGCAGCAAGUUGAGACAGAGCGAGAUAUAUCGCUUCGGAGCUCUCAAAAGUGGAAGGCAAAGGCGCGUAGUGGUGACGAGCAAGUGAAAAAACUCUAUCAUGUGCUGCAAAAAAUUGCUGAUUUAUUGCAGAUCCACGGGGCUUCAUCGUCGGCAGUGGAUGUUAUUGCAACAUUGCUAACGGAGAUGGUAUUGGAAAGACGAGCAAAGAAAAACGGACGAGUAAUGAGCGAAGAUAACGAUGAUCACUGUGCAAUCGAUGAGAGGUUGAGACCGAUUGAGCAUAAAAAUCAAGCCUGUGAGUUUUGUGGACAAUUGUUUUCGUCAGUGAAGUUUUUGGAGGAACAUCUUGUAAGACGGCAUAGUGAAGAAGAUGUGAAAGUGAAGACGCCGGUAAAACAUAAGAUGAGGCAAAACGUUGGUGAAGAUAGGGAAGAUACAGGCAUUGCGGCGGCGGUGUCGGAAGCUACGAUGCAGAAACUGGUGCAACGAGUGGAGCGAGUGCUGCAGGAACAAGAAGUAAACCUACGGUCGAUUGCCAAAGGGGUACAGCAACAGAUUAAGCAAAUAUACGAUCAUCUAGAUGCUGAUCCAAAGCUAGCAGACCGAUAUAGAGCUUCUCAGUCGAAAGCUUACCUAUGCCAUGAAGAAUUGCAACGUAAGCUGGGUGAAGUCUUUCUGCAAAAGAAAAAGGCUGAGGAGGAGCUAGCUGGUUUAACGAAACAGAUUCAGUUUCUCAACAUGAAGAUGAUGAUGAUGAUGAAAGCUAUGACUAAGAUAGGUUUGCCUAACAAAAGUGAUGGUGACGAGAUGGAGAUCAACGACUUACAGCUGACGCUUGGAGCGAUAAACGCUGACCUAGAAGCCUCACGAGAGGAACUGGAGACAGUUCAGGCCUCACAUAUUUCAUCUCAAAGGAGCAAAAAGGAACUAGCAGAUACGGUCGCUGUGUCACACAAGGUUUAUGCUGUUAUGCAGCGGGACCAAAGUUCUCAAACUUGGCUACCUGUGGUGACAAGUAAGGCUGUGCAAAGCGACGAGAUCAGUAGCUCGAAGGAAUACUCGGGCGAGGUACUAAUUAAAUUGUGUACCCCAAUGCUUAAGGACGAAGGAACAGACCCUUUGGCUUUGAUUUACGAAGAUGUGGGUAUUCAAACAGUUGAUUUCGUGGCGCCAUCCCUGAUAGAUGAGGAAGUUCAGAUAGACAUUAAGAGCGACUUAGAUUCCACACUGACACCAGCAGCCAGUCCCAUAGCCCUUCGACUGUUCUCUCAAGAAUUAGUCAAAGCUAGCAAGACUGCUAAACAUGCUGCAUCUCCUGUCUCUGAUGUACUGGAACAUGAUAAGCGACAGAUUAACAGACAAGAUCUCCUUGACAUUAUAGCUGAACGUGCGCAAAGGGCGGCAAGCAAGGCAGCAAGUAACUCUCAAGAUCCGAAGAAAUACAGCUCCAUCCCUCAACACAAGUAUGUUCGAAGUCGAUUCCAGCAUGAUGAGGAUCUUGUCAAGAAACGCAUAGCUGAUUGCCUCUUGCAGCUUGAGCAGUCUACCUGUCGGUAUGACGUACCAGCACAAAGCGCACGCUUGUCAGAGGACAACGUCCAGAUUGUCCAACAAGCUCUUCACGGCCACUUGAAAGUGCUGCCAUUUGAAGUUUUGAAGAAGAUGGUAGACUGUGAAAAUACAGCUAAUGCGCUUGUUGCGAAGGAGUGGGAACCAAUCAAGAAAACGCACCUACAAGCGCUGGAGCGACAUAAGUUGGAAACCCGUUCAAACCCAGAGAGUGGCCAAGAUUUGGUGCGACAGGCUUUGGCUACUUUUGGGACUUUGACGAAAACAGCUUCACUGACUGGUACCAAAAGUAGUGGAAAUGUGUCUGCGGCUUAUGCUGAAAGGCUUGCCAGUAAGGAGACGCUAUCCAUAUCUCACGAAAGAAAAUCGCAUGACAACAGGAUCCAAGACGAGUCUACCGACAGUAUAAUGGACUCAGUGAGGAUGCCAGCCCGCCGAUAUUCGUCAAAUAACCAGCUUACUAUAAUUGUUGGAGAAGACACUAUAUCAAACGGCGUAAGUGAUGACUUCGAGAAAAGUCAAGUGUCUUCACCAACUGGUAAUGACGACUGUGUCCCUGAUUUUCUGACACUUGGUAGCAAAGGGGAUUUGUCCGACGUUGCGAGAAGCAGGUUGUUAUUUGAUGUGGGUAGUCUGUGCGGCGGCAACGAGAUACCAAAUCAGAGAAGCAACAUUGCAGAAUAA